CACUUGUUCUGUGCUUGCGCUGCUGGGCCUGGAGGUGGCUCUUUACAGACGCUCCCUAGAAAAAGAUCCACCGGAAGUGACUUACUCCCUCGCCGGAGGGUGAGGUUCGCUUCCGGUGGUCGCCAAGCGGGUGCGUUUCCUCGCCUCGACCCUUGGCGUCUCACCGCGCAUGCGCUGUGGCCCCGUCUCACCAGCAGCGGCGAAGGAGUUUGGAAGUUCAAAAUGGCCGCCGCGGUGGAGUCCGUGUUGCGGGAGCCCGAAAUUGAAGAUGCUGAUAUUUCUGAGAGAAGUGUCAAUGAAGAAAAUGGUGAAAUAUCAGAAGUAGAACAACCUCAGAAUAAGCACAGCCGACACAAAAAAAAGAAACACAAACACCGAAGUAAACACAAGAAACACAAACAUUCUUCAGAAGAAGACAAGGACAAAAAACAUAAACACAGGCACAAACAUAAGAAACAUAAACGGAAAGAGGUUAUUGAUGCCUCUGACAAAGAAGAUGGACCAGCAAAAAGAACUAAAAUUGAUUUCUUAGCUCCUCUAGAAGAUUUGGAGAAACAAAGAGCAUUAUUAAAAGCUGAACUUGAGAAUGAGUUAAUGGAAGGAAAAGUUCAAUCUGGGAUGGGGUUAAUAUUACAAGGUUAUGAGUCAGGUUCAGAAGAAGAGGGAGAAAUCAAUGAAAAGGUGCGAAAUGGCAAUAGGUCUUCAACUAAAUCAUCAAACACUAAGGGGAAACUAGAGCUUGUGGACAAUAAAACAAGUUCAAAAAAAGCAAGUAAGAAUGAAUCAAAAGAACGGACUAGGCACAGAUCUGAUAAAAAGAAAAGCAAGAUAGGAAUUGACGGAGUGAAAGAGAAAGCAACUAGAAGCAAAUCAAAAGAGAGGAGAAAAUCAAAAAGCCCAUCUAAAAGAACUAAAUCUCAAGAUCAAACAAGGAAAUCAAAGUCUCCAACCCUUAAAAGGAGGUCUCAAGAGAAAAAUAGAAAGUCUAAGUCUCCUCCGGAGGAUAAGAAUAAAGCAGAUGAUAAGAGUAAAGCAAGAGAUCGCAGAAGGUCUCCAGUUGUAAAUGAAAGCAAAAGUCGAGAUCGUGGCAAAAAAUCCAAAUCUCCAAUAGAACUAAGAAGCAAAUCCAAAGACAGAAGGUCACGAUCAAAAGACAGGAAAUCAAGGAGAUCGGAGACUGACAAAGAGAAGAAGCAAAUUAAAUCUCCUUCAAAAGAUGCUUCUUCUGGGAAAGAAAACAGGUCUCCUAGUAGAAGACCUGGCCGCAGCCCUAAAGGAAGAAGCUUAUCUCCAAAACGUGAUAAAUUACGAAGAAGCAGAUCUCCUCUUCUUAAUGACCGCAGAUCAAAACAGAGUAAAUCACCCUCUCGAACUCAGUCUCCUGGUAGAAGAGCAAAGAGCAGAUCAGCAGAAAGGAAACGAAGAGAAUCAGAAAGGAGGCGUCUUUCUUCUCCCAGAACCCGACCUAGAGAUGAUAUUCUCUCUAGGCGUGAGAGAUCAAAAGAAGCCAGCCCACUCAGAUGGUCACCAUCCAGAAGAAGAUCUAGGUCUCCCAUCCGAAGGAGAUCUCGUUCACCACUCCGACGUAGCCGGUCUCCAAGAAGGAGAAGCAGGUCUCCUCGGAGGAGGGAUAGAGGUCGGAGGAGUAGAUCUCGGCUUAGGAGGAGGUCUAGGUCACGGGGUGGUCGUAGACGUAGGAGUAGAAGCAAAGUUAAGGAAGAUAAAUUUAAAGGAAGUCUUUCUGAAGGCAUGAAAGCUGAGCAGGAAUCCUCAUCAGAUGAGAACCUUGAAGAUUUUGAUGUAGAAGAAGAAGAUGAAGAAGCACUGAUAGAGCAGAGAAGAUUACAGAGACAAGCAAUUGUUCAGAAAUACAAGUACCUCACUGAAGACAGUAACAUGUCUGUGCCAUCUGAACCAAGCAGUCCUCAGAGCAGCACACGUAGUCGUUCAAAUUCACCAGAUGACAUUCUGGAACGUGUAGCUGCUGAUGUUAAAGAGUAUGAACGGGAAAAUGUUGAUACAUUUGAGGCCUCUGUAAAAGCCAAACACAAUCUCAUGACAGUUGAACAGAAUAACGGCUCAGCUCAGAAGAAGCUAUUAGCUCCUGACAUGUUCACAGAAUCGGAUGAUAUGUUUGCUGCAUACUUUGAUAGUGCUCGUCUUAGGGCUGCUGGCUUUGGAAAAGACUUCAAAGAAAACCCCAAUCUCAGGGAUAACUGGACUGAUGCAGAAGGCUAUUAUCGUGUUAACAUAGGUGAAGUUCUAGAUAAACGUUACAAUGUUUAUGGUUACACUGGCCAGGGAGUUUUCAGUAACGUAGUGCGAGCCAGAGAUAUGGCAAGAGCAAACCAAGAAGUGGCAGUCAAAAUAAUCAGGAACAAUGAACUUAUGCAAAAAACUGGUCUCAAAGAACUAGAAUUUUUGAAGAAGCUCAAUGAUGCAGAUCCUGAUGACAAAUUUCAUUGUCUGCGAUUGUUCAGGCAUUUUUAUCACAAACAGCACCUCUGUCUGGUAUUUGAACCACUCAGUAUGAAUUUACGAGAGGUACUGAAAAAGUAUGGAAAGGAUGUCGGUCUCCACAUUAAAGCUGUACGGUCCUACAGCCAGCAAUUGUUCCUGGCAUUAAAACUACUUAAGAGAUGUAACAUCCUACAUGCUGAUAUUAAACCAGACAAUAUUUUGGUGAAUGAAUCUAAAACCAUAUUAAAGCUUUGUGAUUUUGGAUCAGCUUCACAUGUUGCAGAUAAUGACAUCACACCAUAUCUUGUCAGUAGAUUUUAUCGAGCUCCUGAAAUUAUUAUAGGAAAAAUCUAUGAUUAUGGUAUAGAUAUGUGGUCAGUAGGCUGCACGUUAUAUGAACUUUAUACAGGAAAAAUACUGUUUCCUGGCAAAACCAAUAACCAUAUGUUGAAACUUGCCAUGGACCUCAAAGGAAAGAUGCCAAACAAGAUGAUCCGAAAAGGUGUAUUCAAAGAUCAACACUUCGAUCAAAAUCUCAACUUCAUGUAUAUAGAAGUAGACAAAGUAACAGAAAGGGAAAAAGUUACUGUCAUGAGCACCAUUAAUCCAACCAAGGACCUGUUAGCAGACUUAAUUGGGUGCCAACGACUCCCUGAAGACCAGCGGAAAAAAGUACAUCAGCUAAAGGACUUGUUGGACCAGAUCCUAAUGUUAGACCCAGCCAAACGGAUUAGCAUCAACCAGGCUCUGCAACACGCCUUCAUCCAGGAAAAAAUUUAAUUCAGAUGAAGAAGUCCAAAGGGUUUGAGUAGUUAAGAUACAAAGACUGAAGAAAUUUCACAGCAGUUUAUUAAUGUAUAUAAACAUAAAUAUUUCCCCUGCAAAGUUAAGGAAGAAUGAUAUAUUUGAAUUAACACCAAGGCUGAUAUUUCUUUUAGAAAUGUUAGAGUAAUUCUGUUUGUGUCUUAUGUGAAAAUUUUCACUGUAGAACUGUUUUAAUUGCCAAGACUGCACACAAGUACAAUGCUAAUGUAUAUGGUUGCAGUUCAUAUAUUAUAUAAAAAAAAAAAAAAAAAGCUUGUUAAAAAAGAACAGUAAUACUGGGUGGUUGAUUUGUUUUUAGCAGACUUGGCUUCAUUUUUGUCUUUAAAAAAUGGCCAGCAUAAAUGCUGUUUAUAUUCACGUUUUCCUAGGUGUGUGUGUGCAGGCCACAGCAGCAUGCCCUUGGUGUAGUCAGUGCCGAAGGGGGUCUGUUCCUUCUUGAGCCUGCCUGCAGGGAUGGUCUCCUCUUUUAAAGCAGGUUGUGUACAACUUUCAGUACACUGAAGGUAAGCUAAACCAUCAACAUCACCGGUGUUUAAGAUGUUAUUUUACUGGAACAACUGACAAAUGAGAGACAAUAGCUUUAUGGCAGAAUUCCCUGCAUGUUUGAUAAAUGAUGUUUUAUUUUCUGGCAUUGCAACUGUGGCAUAGUUACGACUUCUGUUCUGUUCAUCACAUUUAAAAUUUGGAGAAUGCGCACUUGAUGGAUAGAGCGCCUUCAGUGUACUGUUCUUAUUACUUUAAUUUUUUUAAUCAACUUGCUAUAGACUUUGUAUACAUUUUGUUAAAUAUAGUUCACUAUGACAUAGAACCAAUACUUACAGAAGAGUUUUCAUUUACUAAUUACAUAUGUUGGGAUCUGAUUCUGAAAGACCUUAUAUCUAAAGGAUAGAUAGACAACAUAAUGAAAUUUUUAACUAUUUGUAUGUCAUUUUGAAAGUGUACUGCUUUAUGCUAAAAGUGUUUCAUUUGUUCAUUGUUUUCAUUAUUUGUGAUCAUGUUGUCUUUCAAUACAGGCAUAAACCUUCCACUCUUGAACAAAGCAGCUGCUUUUUAAAAGCGGUAAUUGCUUCUUUACCUUUUAUUUCUUUUGUAAAUGAAGCUUUUCUUUAAGAAAUGUGACAGUGUUGUCUCUUGCAUAAAACAGUUGACACUCACUUAUUGUAAAGUGAAGAUUGUUCUGCUGCAUGUAAAGUGGACCAUGCAGAUUUCUGUAUGUUUUCAGUAUGCAUCAUUAGAUAAUAAAGUCUUUUGUGAACAAGGCAUUUGUAGCCAUUUUUAAAAGAUUUUGUCUUCAGUGCUGGUAAAUCAGGUAAUACGUAAGAAGAAACCCUUCAUUUUUCUGUAAAUCCUUUAAUUAAAGGGAUUAUUAAAAGUUAUGAUCUUUGGAAGGCGAUAUUAGACUACAUUAAUUAGAUCUCUAAUUAUCAUCAUUGUAAAAGAAAGAAAACAAACCAAAAACCUACAGAUACUGUCUAUCUGCUUUCAUUGUUAUGAAAUUAUUCCUGUAGGAUAUAUGAUUGAAUUCAGGCUUUAACUAAUGUUUGUGCUAUUUUUCUCACUUUUCCUUUUGAUGGUGCUGAAAGAGAGAAAGGAAAGCGAGGCACAGGCCACUCUACGCCUACUCCAUGGGUCUGAUUUGAUGAGACACCAACUUCACCUUCCUAACAAGGUUAUUUCUGACAGCAUGUGUAGAUAAACAUUUAGCAACCAGUUAAAAAUAGUUUGAAACAUUUGAGUUAGUUAUGCAACAUGAAGAAUCCAGAAUCAAACUUUUCCAAUCCAUACUGAUGAUUUAAAUAUAAUUUGAGACAAUAAAAAAUGCAUCUUUUUAUUUCCAUUUAUUAUUUGCAUAAAAGGUACAGAAAAAACAGGGAUUUAGGGUUUUUUUUGUAAUACCCAUUUCAAAUUGUAAAUAGGACUUCUUUAUCCAUCUAGGCACAAACAUGCACACUUAGUGCAAUCAAGGAUGGAAAAUGAGACUAAGCAGUCAUUCUGCUGGUGGGGUGUUCCCCACCAAGGAGAUGUAAUGAACUACAAAGCAGGCAGGUGAUGGGUGAUGUUACAUGCCUAUUUUGAACCUUCAACCUGUCUUUUCUCAGUUUUUAUUUUCAUUUUUAAUGAAAAGUAAAUCUGUUCCUACUUCAACGUAUUAAGUUUCUUGUUCAUACAGGAAAUAGAAUGCAGAUUUCACUCUUACUGAAAUGAAGAACUAGAUACUUAGUUAAUUCCACACAAAGAAAUUUGCACUGUUCUGGUGACGCCUAUAACAUAUCCAGCACUUCUGGUGGUAAUUUUACACAGAUGUAGUGAAAUCCUAUUGUUUCUGUUGAUUUUGACCAUUAUUUUGUAUCCCUAUUUAAGAAUAAUGAAAUGAGUUGUCAACUCCAAUAGAAACAAUGCACCUUAUACCUACAGAACUUUUAAAAACUAUUCCAAAGAAGAAUAAAGUUGCUCGUUUACUUGUUCUUUGUGUUGUAGGUGCCGCUCAAAAGAAGAUGAUGACCACCAGAAGACAUGAACAAAGGUUUCUGUCCUAUAAAAGAUAUGAAAAUAUUUUUUAUGUCUGUCUAAUCUUUCUGUUUACAGCAUUCAUUAGCACUAUUGGUAAUUUUAAGAAUAGUUCUGUUGUGAUGGUAUUUAUAUGUAAGAUGUGCUUGUUUCAUUUCUGGUCGAUGUGAUUUUGUUGUGAUCAAAUGUAGGAAGAUACACAAUACUGUAUCUGUUUGCUUUCUUCUUGUAAGAGAAAUAUUGGGUAUGAUACUUUUCCUUUAGGAAGGAGUCAACCAAAUUUGACGGUAAAAUAUAUAUAUUUUAGCAUCACUGACGUUUUUAAGAUUUUACUAGAAGAGGAUACAAAAUUUUGUUCCCAUAUUUUAUUGUAGCACAUGCAUUAUAUAUGCUAAUACUAUCUCUUACUUACCUUUAGCCAACAGAGCAAACAUUGUAACUAGGGAGGUGGGUUAUGAGAAAUUGUUGAAAAACAAGUGGAUCCUGGUCCUUGGCCCUCCUCCAGCUCCCUUUGUGCUUUUCUGGCAGAACAAAGGAGUUGUAAUUCUGGCUUGAGCAUCUAGCUAAAUGGUUCCCCCAGCAUGGAAGAUUCCUGAGUGGUAUAGAGACAUAGUUACCUAUUUGCCACGCCUCUCCCUCUCAACCUUUAGUGUAGGGGAGAGUUGGAUGUGUGACUGGAGUGGUGCUGAACUCUGCUGAUUCCCAGCUGUGGCAAACUGGUACAAAAUAGAAGAAUCCCUGAAGCUGCCAUUUGCAGUUGGCUUUUGGAUGAGGGUGGUAUACAGCUAUAUUUGCUGCCUCCACACCUCAGGCCCUGUGCGACGUGAAACUCGGCUGAACCCAAGCAUUUAACCCAUGAUCUGUGUCUCAUGGUGACUGAAAAUCAACAAAAAACAAACUAAAAGUGCUUUUGAAUCUGGGCCCCCUGAUGAGAAUUAAAUGCAGUGGAAAUGUAUAUUUAAAAAUCCCUUUACUACUUAUAUUUGUUAUGUAUGUUGCUUAGGUGAAUACAUAUAGAUUGACAUAAUUGAAAACCAUUUUAGAAUAAAUUUGUUAAUGAAUUUUGAUUUUGAAUCGUCACAUCUUUUAAUAAUGUUUUUCCAUCCAUAUAUAGGGUAAGUGGCCGUAAACCUCUGAAGAACCUUUGAAUAUAUUGAUCCAUACACAGAAGGCUGAUCAUUCUGUGAGAAUGCAGGAGAUAUAACUUAAUCUUCUACAGUGUAUUAAGUCAUCAACUGUAACUCAUAGUUAUAGCAGCAAAUGUUCAAAGUGGCAAUUGCUUCAAGUUAAUAAAAUAAGAUUUUGGAACUUA
Molecule: messenger RNA, 7105 nt
Organism: Chelonia mydas (Green sea turtle)
Lineage: Eukaryota; Metazoa; Chordata; Testudines; Cheloniidae
Gene: PRP4K
Product: pre-mRNA processing factor 4B
Exons: 15
Coding region: 223-3240 (1005 amino acids)
Biological process (GO): peptidyl-serine phosphorylation; peptidyl-threonine phosphorylation; mRNA cis splicing, via spliceosome
Molecular function (GO): protein serine/threonine kinase activity; ATP binding
Source: RefSeq, a predicted model, not a curated record